AUGAAAAGGUUCAAAGCAACUCUUACCAACCUCCGAUUCCUCAACUCGUCCUUCCCUCUCCGAGUCACUCCAACUCGCUCGCCCCAACUCAAUCACAACCACCAGGUUUCUCACUUCUCUCCCUAUACUCCACCACCCCUUUUCACCCCCUUUCCGUUUCACGAUUUGCGUUUCCCAACCACUCAACAAAAACGGUAUUUUUCUUCGAAACCAGUUUCCAUUGUAGACCUUGUUUUGACCAACGCUUGGUCUCAAGGGUUUGAACACGAGUUAGAAAAAUGUUACCCGUCUUUGACCCACGAAACUGUUGUUUACAUUUUGAAGCAUUUGGAGAAUGACCCACAAAAAGCUUCUUGCUUUUUCAAUUGGGUCUGUAAGAAAGAAUGGUUUUUGGCAAGUUCUUCAUUGUGUAACCUAGUUCUUAGGAUUUUAGCUAAUAAGGUUACAAUUGAUCAAUUUUGGGUUACUCUAACGAUGAUGAAGAAAAAAGGGUUUUAUCUUGAUCGAGUGACUUAUACAAUGAUUUUAAAGGGUUUUAGAAGAGAGAAAUUGAAUAGGGAUUUUGCUUGUCUUAAAACCUUCUUUAAGGAAAUGCUUAAGGAAAAUGUAAGGGAAGGUGUUUUCACUAAGGUGGUUGGUAUCAUUUCAGGAUCUGAAUGGAGUGAUGAGGUUAUGAAUGAACUUGCGGAGCUUAAAAUUAAAUAUUCGGAUAGUUUUGUAAUACGGGUUUUGAAAGAGCUUCGGAUUUGUCCUUUAAAGGCUUACAAGUUCUUUUGUUGGGUUGGGAAGCAAUCUGGUUUUCAACAGAAUUCAGUGACUUACAAUGCAGUUGCUAGAGUUCUUGCUAGGCCUGGUUCGGUUGACGAGUUUUGGAGUGUUCUUGAGGAGAUGAAGAGUGUGAAUCAUGAAUUGGAUAUUGAUACUUAUAUGAAUAUAAAAAUGCAGUUUGUGAAGAAUCAGAUGAUGGAGGAUGCUGUCAAGCUUUAUGAGGUUAUGAUGAAUGGUCCGUAUGAGCCAUCGGCUCGUGAUUGCUGUGUCCUUUUAAAUGCAAUUGCUACAAAUGAUUCGCCAAAUUCUGAACUAGCUUUCAGGGUAGCCGAGCAAUAUGAAUCCGCAGGACAUACUCUCACAAAGGAAAUCUAUGAUGGAAUCCACCAGUGUUUGACAAGUGCUGGGAAAUUUGAUGAAGCAGAAAAUAUUGUUAAGACUAUGAGAAAUGCUGGCUAUGAACCGGAUAACACCACCUACCGUCAAAUGGUGUUUGGACUUUGUAAGAUGAAGAGGGUUGAAGAAGCAUGUAAGGUGUUGGAGGAGAUGGAAUCUAGUGGCUGCAUCCCUGAUAACAAAACUUGGUCCAUCUUGAUCCAAGGGCAUUGUGCUGCCAAUGAAGUAGAGAAGGCGUCACUUUGCUUAGUUACGAUGGCCCAAAAGGGCUGCGACGCAGAUGCAAAUGCUAUAGGCGUUCUGGUUGACAGUUUUCUUAAUCGAGAGAAAAUAGAUAAUGCGUACAAGUUUCUUGUAGAGAUGGUUAGGAAUCAUGGCGCAUCUCCUAGGCAACGUACAUAUGAGAGAUUGAUUGAAAACCUAUUGGGAAUAGAAAAAAUUGAGGAUGCAAUUGACCUUCUUUGUUUGAUGCGUAAACACAAUUACUCCCCAUUCAUCAAACCUAUUGUGCAGUAUGUUUCAAAGUCUGGUACUGUGGAGGAUGCUGAGAAAUUCCUGAAGGCAUGGAGAAAGAAAAGUCCUCAGUCCCAUUCAGCCUAUCUUCAUGUUUUUGAAUCAUUUGUUGGAGAAGGUAGACUCACAGAGGCCAAAGAUCUAUUGUCCAAGUGUCCUUCUCGUAUAAGGAAACGUAAACAAGUCAAUGGAUUUUUUGCAUCAGUGGAGAAUCAGAUUGCUGCUAGUGCUAGUGCUAAUUGA
Molecule: messenger RNA, 1920 nt
Organism: Lathyrus sativus (Indian pea)
Lineage: Eukaryota; Viridiplantae; Streptophyta; Magnoliopsida; Fabales; Fabaceae
Source: the annotation of a GenBank genome assembly